GAGACUGAGGAAUAUUACCCGGUGCAGAAAUACCACGAUGGACGACGAAAACAGGCAGAAUCCUAUCACGAUCUGAAGCACAAGUGUUGCUUCAAAUGUAACCAACCGUGGGAGCUUCCUCCAACAGAAUUCGGUAGGAGACACGCGAGAAGGACGAAAGAUCAGGUGCAACACUGUCCUUCCUGUCACUGUCCGCCAGAAGCGGUGAAAUAUUCGAUCGGAAGAACAAACUGUUCCAAGAAUAUGGACGCCGUUUUGAACGAGUACGAACACUUGUUGACAAGUCCAGCGAAUCAAACGUUCAAGAGAUCGCAGAGUAGCCCAUUGUCGCCGAGAUUGUACGGUGUAGUACCGCCGUGUAAUAACGCAGCAUACGCUCAUCAUCAUCCACGAAAGAGGCAAACGAGCCGACAUCGGCGCCAGUGCAGGAACCAGCAGGAGCAAGUCCUCUCGAUUACGAAGAAUUCGUUGCAUCCUGCCGGGAAUGGCAAUGGGAAUUUUUAUCCGCGAUCUAUGAAGAACAACUGCAAGAAGGAGGAUUAUUAUAUAAGGGGAGACGAUCAGGCGAUGACGGGGAUCAUGAAGGCCAUAGACGUGGACAACGAAACUGUGGAAAAGUGUGCGCAGUACAAGAAGGAGCGAAUUUUGAAACCAGAGCCACGAACAACAAGACAUCACAUUGAUAAGACAAACAAAAUAAACGUGGACGAGAGAUACGAUUUCGGAGACCAUAAGAACGAUGGCUGGUUAUAUACACGAGGUAGAUUGAGAUUCAAUUUAUCCAAACACGAGGGUGCGAAUAAAAUGGAGGAGGAGGGCUUUGAGAAUGAUCGGAACGCGCAAGUGAAAAAUAAAUCUAACGUCCAAUCGAAUAAAGUCUCUAUUUUAAAAGGCUGUGGCUCGCAGACUUCCUCGAAGAAUAGGAAUCUUGAGGAUCUGUCCAAGCACAAAGUUUCGCCAAUGGAAGCGAAUGAUUAUACGAAAGAGGGGAAUCUGCCGAAAAAAGUGGAGAAUCGAUUAAUUUGCAAACCACGCCAGCGAUCUCCUGUUCGACAAAACUCUCCUCGAAGUCCUGGCAAAGAAUCGACCAGCAAUUCUGAAGAGAGUAGAGACGAAAGCUCGUGCUGCGAGCUGGCAGUUAAGGACGAAGACCAAGAAUCUCCUAACAGGAAGAACAUUUACGCAGGUGGAGAUCUCGAUCUCGAUCUGGAUCUUCGCGCGACCAAAACUUAUAUCGUCGAUCUGAUCGACCGAGUUCUCAGCAAGAAAUUCGCCAUGUCGCCGGGCCAACCAAAGAACGAAGAGUCGAGUCGGGAAUUAACGGAAGAAGGAUUUUCCAUAGAAAUAGUACGCGCGUUGCGCGGUGAUUGUUGCGAGGAUCUGUCAUCAACCCAUCACGAAACACCGGCUGAAUGUAUCAAGCAUUUGAAAAACCUCCGCUGGAAACACAUGCAACAUAUUCAGGACGAGUUUAAGAAGCUGUGCGAUCUGCAGAAGUUUCUGGACGAAUAUUCACCGAGGCAGUCGUUACCUCCGUUUCAAUCACAUUUAGGUGCAAUGGAGCAAAGGGUUGAGGAACGACAGCAACAGCAACAGCAACAGCAACACGAGGAGAAGCAGAAUUUGGGAACGACAUCGUGA
Messenger RNA from Heterotrigona itama, 1641 nucleotides. The record is from the annotation of a GenBank genome assembly. Lineage: Eukaryota; Metazoa; Arthropoda; Insecta; Hymenoptera; Apidae.